Bombus huntii is the source of this 6495-nucleotide messenger RNA. RefSeq lists its product as uncharacterized. The transcript has 5 exons. The coding region runs from base 166 to 3183 and encodes 1005 amino acids. Lineage: Eukaryota; Metazoa; Arthropoda; Insecta; Hymenoptera; Apidae. The record is from RefSeq and is a predicted model, not a curated record.
CGCUGCCUCUGGAAAGUGAGUUCAGUCGUGUCCGCGCGAUCGUGUUGCACGAUAUUUACCUGCGCGUGCAAACUCUCGAAUUCAGGAGCGUACCGUUCGCUCCGGGAGCCUCGCGAGUGCUACACAACCGCAUCCUUGCACGCUGCCAACGACCAGCUAGACAAGAUGCUGUCGAGGUUGCUGGUCGUAUUCUGGAUGGCACUUCCUCUAGCGCUAUCUCAGAGUAAUUAUGCGUCACAGGGAAACAGUAUCGAGUAUCAGCCUGGUUUGCCGCCCAGCACAGUGUUAAAUGGAAAAGUAACAAAAUUGGACGACAUCUCGUCGAUGAUAUUUCUGAAUCGUACAAAGGCCUACCUGAAUUGCAGUCAAGGGAGCAUGCAGGUGGAGCUGAAAUUCGAGGAACCGUUUUACGGGGUCGCGUACGCUGAUUUCGAUCGAAACAGUGCCUGCAUAUUCAAAGGACGCGGAUCGACCAGCGCCAAGUUGGAAUUGCCUCUGAAAGGAUGCGGCACGAGGCAGGAUCCUCAACGCGUGUUCACAAACAACGUUGUAGUUCGCUUCCAUCCUGGCCUCGAAAUGGACGGCGACGAAGUUAUUACGAUAGUUUGUAGGUAUCCUCCGCCUGUGGCACCUGCACCGCCGGCUCCUCCGGCCAGCAUCUUGGCUACCCCGGCGCCAGUCCCGCCAUCCGAACCACCGUUGAAAGGAUUUCAGAUUCUGCUCAUCAUCUGCGCGAUUCUGUUCCUUUCGUUGCUGUUACUUGGCCUCGGUUGCUCGUACAUGUGCUUGAAACGAAGAAACGUUCGCGUGAUCCACCGACAUCCGUUCGGAAGUGGCUCUGGCUCGGAAAUAACAAAACUCUCCACUUCUUCCCUAAGCAACAUCACCAUGUUCGAGGGCUUGAAGAUACCUAGGGCUCAUGCUCUUCUACACGCACCUCCGUCCACCACCGGUAGCGAUGCCAACCUGAUGAUCGACCAUUCAUUACCCAGCGAUUAUCCGAGCGAGAGCUCCGAGGUGGACGAAGAACCUUCUCUGCCAGUUUCAUCCGCCGGCUCUUACGACAACAAAGCCUUUGUUCACCACGAGACUCAUCAACGCCAAGAAAUUCGUACCACCAGCUCCCUUUAUUCCGAGACAGUUGCCGCAGAAGUGGAAACGUCUUCCAUGACAGCGGCAAACGCUUCACGCACCGCAGUUCCUCGCCAUAUGGUAGCCAUGCCGAUCGAACCCAAGUUCGACGUUCAAAUGAGAGUGAAGCGAGCGCCACCUCCUCCUCCAAGUCCCCUACCCUCGGAAUCCGACAUAGCAAGCGUCGCUCUAGAAAGAAAUCUGACCACGAUUCUCGAAAAGGAAGAAUCUAGCCUCACGCGCAGUCUUGACAGUCCACCGGCCAGGAUGACUACAUUCUCUUACGUUCCGGAGCUCCAUGGACCUCCGGGAGGCGCUCCACCCACGUCCAGCAUCUCCAGGCAGCAAACACCUCCAGUCUACUCGAGAAUCUUGAGGAAGCAGGCCGAGAGGGACACCACGACCAGCACCAGCAUCGUUCAGGAACGAAUUCCCUCGCCUUCUCCCAUAGAACAGCCUCCUUUGCAACACCAUGAAAUUCGUAGACCCAGAUCCUUGACUUCCUUGAACACCGAGCUAACCGAGACACGUUCUCUGACCGAAGUAACUGAUCAUACACACGCCAAGUACAGAGUGGCUAGCAUCCUAGCUCCGACUCCACCGCCGCCUCCUCCAAUUGUUCCAACAGUCACUACUACCCACACAGCUGUUCAGCAUCGUGAGCAUCGCCUCUUCCGCGAGGAAGUGACGGAGCCUUUGGUGGAGCCGCAGGUUGUCGCUCCUAGGCGGCCAGAGAUAACCACGCACGAAGUGGACGAUGUGUUUUUAAAGACAGUGACGGAGAAGAAGACUAUCGAGGAUGUGGAACGUCACCGUCGUCAGGUGACCGAGUAUAGAACUAAACCGCCACCGCCGGAUCCUAAGUGGGACGUUACUAUCAGGAAUUAUCCUAAAGAGAAUCUGCCACCGCCUCCUCCAGAAUGGGAAAACUUUUCUGAUGUUAGUUCCAACUCGAAUCUGACGAUUACCAAUGAGCCAACGGGCAGUCAGAUGGACGGGCCAGCUGACGAGGAACUGGACAUCAAUAUAGAGCCUACGUAUACCGCUAGAGCCGAGAUUCCUUGCAGACCACCUCCAGUCACCCAUCGUCGUUCCAUCGAUGAAACAGACGCUGAUUGGUUCUCUAGACUAUCUCGUGUCUUGGACCCCCGUUAUGCCUCCGAAUUCACUGACGGAGAACGAGCAAAAUGGCGCGAGAUAAUUACCACGGACAGUACUUUACGGACCCUGUUAACAGAAGCCGUGGUUAAAGAGGACUACGAAUUGAUACGAAAAGAUACCAGAUACGCCCAUCUAUUCUCUGCAGCAAAGUGGGACGUGAUCAUCCGAAUCUUGGGGCCUCCUGCAACACAGCCAGGUUCCGCUUCGUGCUCUACCCACGGAAAGAAUCACGGGCAGCGAUAUAAGAGGUCCAAGUCCUCUGAAUGGGAUACCAGAUCGAGAAGAUCAUCCUUGCCUACUUUGUACGAGUACGAGAGCGAUGGAGGUAGUUCUGCUCAUACUCAGAGCCACAGACUGCAGGUAUCACAGUCUACAGCGGCGAUGAGCCAGUCGAAUCGUUUACGUCGACUGGCAUCGAGUAACAGAGGCACAGGCGGCGUUAGCGAGGCGGACGUUAGGUCCAUGUCGGAGAUGACGGUGAGAGACUUUGCCAGAGUGGACAGAGACGACUUGACGAGUUUGAGUUCGUUCGAGGGAGCAGAUUCGCUGGUGAGAUCCUUGAGUCAGCCAAGUUUGGCCAGAAGCGGUUCAGAAUUUACCGAACACUGGGGAAUUCCCUCGGGCAUGCUGGAUCUCCCGCCUUGGACAGCGGAGGAGGAGGAAGAGGAGGAGGAGGAGGAGGGAACCAGUUCUGUGGAGACGACGCCCAGAGCGGUGAGAAGAAACGAUCGUCUGGAGGUGCUGGCGUCGUUCGACGAUCAUAGGCAAGGAUCAUCCACCACUAGAUCGAGUCGAUACAUGGAGAGGGAAGUGAACAGUGUGCACGUGACCGAGAGUCAGAGGAGUUCCAACUGGUUCCACGAUGAUUCUGAGCCAGAGAUGCAGAUAUGAAGAUGUUUAAGAGAAGCCCGCCUACGUGUUCCAUUCUCUCCAACGUCUUUCUUCGAGUUUUUAUAAAAUCGAGUUGUUAUAAGAAAUUACACAUGAUCAUUAUGGCAGAGGUUACGAGUAUUAUGCGGAUCGAAAGUUAUCGAGGAAAAAUCAUGCCAGUUUGAUUAAGUAUAGUAUUAUGAGAGGAUAGAGAAGGAAAUAGAAGACAGAUACGCUAUUGUUUAUAAGUAGUUGGAUGCCUGGUGCAAUCUCAUCGAACGAUUUACGUUCCUCUUACAUUUUCAAUAUCGUAACGAAAGAACCCUGAAUGAAUUCUUUACAUCUUUUGAUCUUUUCACCUGUUGAUCUCGAACGUCUACACACGUGUGCACAUGUUAUACCUUUGCGAUAGUGUAAACGUGACCGAAUACUUAUUGGAAGAUAGCGUACAUUCUAGAAAUAUUACAUUACAGAGGCCGAAUCGAAGAUUGAGAAGAUAUCCGAAUUAAGCUUCGUCGAGGUUAGUUAAGCUUCUGUUAACACAUUUAUGAGUGGAAUUUCCUACUUUCGACUCACGCGUCUGCGUCAGAAGCGGUGUCACCGCUAUACGGGGAGCUGUGGUAUCGCAGCGAUGCAUCGGUUCUGAUCCCGUCCUAACUGAGACACAGCACACGGUUGUUUCCUUCGCGACUUAUUUUAAAUUUUCUGUUAACAAAAAUUUCAUUAAAAACACGAUACUAUAAAAAUGUAUUUGAAAGAGUUUCGCCGUUGAAAGUUAGUGCCUCGUUAGUGUCGUCUCACCGAUACAAAGGCUAAAGCGAUCCCACUGUACGGGUACGUUGUGCGUUCGCCCCUCCCCCACCCUGAAGUGCCCGGGAUCCGAUCAAUGUUUAGGGUCGUGAAACGAUGCGACAAAAAGCAAGGUGGUUUGCUUGUUGUCGGACCGAUAUCAAUCCGACGACGUCAAAGACAACUUUUUUUUCCACGUUGAUCUUUUCCUCGGCAACUCGCUCUCCUUUUCUACUGUCACGGCUCUUUCCGCACCGAUCGUUUUCCAUGUCGUCGUGCGACUUACGACGUACGACAUAUACGAACGCUGUCGUGACGUCGUACAACCGAUUGCUUGUCGUUAUGCGACAUUCAGCUAGGAGAUGGAACGAAACUGCUUCUGACGCAAACGUGUGCGUUAAAAUAGGUGAUCGCCCGCCUUAAACUGAAACUUAGACUUAAACUUAAAGGAGGCGAUGUUUCCUGGAAUGUCUAUCGUAACGAAACAAAAUGUAAAAGUUGGAUUAUUAAAGCUUUUGAAAAGCGGUAUUAGAAAGAGACACGAUCUAUCCGAACGAGAAAUUAAUUAUUAUGUCCGAUACGAAUUAGUAAUCUCGGUACAUCGGGCAUGUCAUUUUCCGCUAGAAGAAUAAGUUACAGAAGAUUAAAAAGUGUAAAAAUCAUCCGAGGAGAAUAUGUAUAGAAAGGACCGAUAAUAUAUGCUCACCGUCAUUGAAUUCAGACUCGAGGCAAAUGUGAUGAGAAUAAAACUGGAAAUAACGUUACACGAUCCAGCAAACAUCUGUCGUUCCCUUCGAGUCAAUUUUUGCAGAAAGAACUUUAAGUUUGCUUGAAACGUAGAGAGAUACAUAUAUUUCGAAUGAAAAUGGCUUGACUAGUCUGAACGAUGCUUUAAAGAGGUCCCGGAGAAGCCAGACUUUCCGAGUACGAAAGACUUUUAGUAACGUUGUAUUGUAAUAUCUUCUAAUUCGUAUCUGAACAUAUUUCCUCGACGUAUUUCGUCUAGAUAGUUGUCAAAGUGGCAACAACUACAGACAUUGCCACGUACGAGAUAGCAAUAUUUGCAAGCAAGAUGUAAAACAGAUUAUACUUUUUACAAUUUUCGUAGCUUCGAAACGAGUAUCGAAAUUUUAAACGAUUAUAAAGUUAGAAGCAUCGUUGGAAAAAGUACUUGAAUAUUGGAAAUACAUAUGUGAAAUAUGUAAAGAGGUAAAUUGCAAGUAAGAAAAAAUUUUUAGGAUUAAAUUGGGAAAAAAUUAAUGGGCGAUUUAAAAAGGCGAUUUUUUCGAUCACAGUGAAGAUAAGAGCAAUGGACAUUGAAAAUGUAUCCCUUCAAUAUCUACGGCUUACAAACUAUAUAACCUCUGUUAUAAUAUCCAGAUUUCUUCAAAUUGGCAUUUGCAUUUUCGACGAAUGUCGCAUUAUUCUCCUAUUUUUGUACCUUUCUAUUAAUUGUACCGUUUGAAAUAUCUAUUCUUAAUUUCAUAUCGUCCAGGAUGAUCAAACUUUUCACUGCCUUCUCGCAUUUGGUAGAUCGAAGAGGCAAUUUUGCCGCCUUCUUUACGAUAUCUCUACGAAUUCCCGACGAAUUCUCUACGAUUACGAAUAUCGACAGAUUUUCGAACGAGCAUUCGCGUGUUUGCGACUCAAUGCGUCGACUGUUGGAUCAUCGAAGCACGAACACCCGAGCUUUUUAUUUAAUUCGAGACAACGGAAGAAAUUAUUAUCCGUAUAAUAAAUCGACUGUUUUUCUUGCUCGUUUUAUUUCCAUUUAAAAUUGAGUCGUGAAUGGAAUAUAUGUCGAAAGAAUGUAAAAGAUUGGAAGCAUGUGUUUGAUAUUAAUAGUUGAUUAUUUAUUUUUCGCCAGGCGUUAAGAAACGUUAAUCUCGAUAAUGAACAGUCGAUACAUUGGAGGAACAACGGUUAGCCAUUCUCUCCACUUGUCACUCGAAUUCUGUAAAUGGAAAAAGCGAGAAACGUCGAACAGGGUAAGAAUAUCUGAGAUUAUUGGACGAGUGAAACUGUAGAAUUUGGCGAAACGAAUCCAAUCAUGACGUACGAGUUAACCCGAAACGAGUUGAAGAAACGAAUCUACGACUAACCAUGCGACAAAUUCGCUUUCUUAACGAUCGGUGGCGCAUUUCGAGAACCUUUGUAACCAUUGAAAACCACCAUGACCGUAUUAACGAUAUUUAACACUUUUGCUACGCAUCUAUGUAAAAUAAUCGAAUUAUAUUGAAAAUUGGCAAAUUUUCAAGAAACUUCUCCAGGAAUAUAUUGUAAACUACUUUCUAUUGCUGGAAAAGAUUAUUUUGCGAAUAAUACAAAAUAUAUCGAGCUUACAGAAUAUCAGAUAUUCGAUACGAAUAAAAUUAACUUAUAAAUUCAUCAAUUUUAUGUAAAACCUAAGCUUUUUCUUUUUUUUUUUUUUUUUUUUUUUUUUUUAUAGCUUCUACCUAUAUCAAAGUCAUAGGAUAUUCGCACUCCACGUUUCUUCUUCUAUCUUUAUUAAAGAGUAAUAAAAACUUUUGUUUUUAUGACAUA